Messenger RNA from Dipodomys ordii (Ord's kangaroo rat), 666 nucleotides. RefSeq names its product chromosome unknown open reading frame, human C15orf43 (gene Terb2). Lineage: Eukaryota; Metazoa; Chordata; Mammalia; Rodentia; Heteromyidae. Gene Ontology annotation, cellular component: nuclear inner membrane. The transcript has 7 exons. The coding region runs from base 1 to 666 and encodes 221 amino acids. Gene Ontology annotation, biological process: meiotic attachment of telomere to nuclear envelope; homologous chromosome pairing at meiosis. The record is from RefSeq and is a predicted model, not a curated record.
AUGUUUCAAGGGCAGCGGGGCUGGUUCUGUGGUAGCGUCGGCCAGGACCUGAGGCAGUUCUGGAUGGCCGAAGGCGGCACGGUCAGUGACUGGCGGGCCGCAGACUUCCUGUUCAGCAGCGACGCCUCGCACCCGGACACGCUGAGAAUAUAUCACAGCCUUGACUACAUAGAAGAUAAUGCUACUGUUUUUCAUGCCUACUAUCUCUCUGCGGUAGCUAAUGCUGAAAUAAAAAACUCUGUGGCUUUAGGUCAUUUCAUUCUUCCUCCUGCUUCUCUGCAAAAAGAAAUAAGAAGAAAAAUUGGUGGUUUUAUUUGGGAACAAGAUCAACAUUUUCAGACAGAAAAGAAUGAGGAAGUAGCAUCAAAUGAAGUAACAACCCUGAGGGAAAGUGGUGAACUAACAAACGAGCACACACAAAAUUUAUUCAAAAGCACAGAAAAGCAUUUUAUAAAGACUCCAGUUAUAGAAAAGCAGAUGUAUUUCCCUCUUCAGAAUUAUCCCGUGAACAACAUGGUAACAGAUUAUAUAUCAAUUGAUGCCAUGAAGAAAUACCUUGGGGAAUUACAUGACUUCAUUCCCGGAAGCUCAGGAUAUCUGGCAUAUCAUGUUCAAGAUGAAAUUAAUAUGUCUGCUAUAAAAAACAAAAUGAAGAAGAAAUACUAA